Messenger RNA from Orycteropus afer afer, 1426 nucleotides. It is a transcript of the gene DLX2, whose product is annotated as distal-less homeobox 2. Gene Ontology annotation, biological process: cell differentiation; embryo development; negative regulation of transcription by RNA polymerase II. NCBI's taxonomy places the organism in Eukaryota, Metazoa, Chordata, Mammalia, Tubulidentata, Orycteropodidae. The record is from RefSeq and is a predicted model, not a curated record. Gene Ontology annotation, molecular function: DNA-binding transcription factor activity, RNA polymerase II-specific; RNA polymerase II cis-regulatory region sequence-specific DNA binding.
GUAAAGCCGCUCCGGGCCGCUCACCUGCUCCCGCCUCCCGAAGCCCUGGUCCGGCCCCUCCACCUGCCCCCUCCGCUGCCCGCCCCCUGAGCGGGCCCGCUCUGGGCAAGGAGCCGAGCCGGCGGGGAGGAGGAGAGGAUGCGGCCGGUGGCAGCUGUCCCGAGCAGCGCACGGUGAUCGCCUCCCCCGGAGGAGGAGGCGCCUAGACCGUUGCCACUUUUCUUGUUUUCCUCUCUCCCCCCCCUCCCCGCUCACUUCCCCGUAAUUACAUUGGCUGCUGGAGAGGACUGGGAGAGACGGAGGAGGCGCCUGGCUUCCUUCCGCGCGCCUGCCACCGCUGGUCGUUCCCGUCCCAGGCCAGGAUGACUGGAGUCUUUGACAGUCUGGUGGCUGAUAUGCACUCGACCCAGAUCACGGCCUCCAGCACGUACCACCAGCACCAGCAGCCCCCGAGCGGCGGCGGCGCCGGCCCCGGCGGCAGCAACGGCGGCAGCAGCAGUCUCCACAAGCCCCAGGAGUCGCCCACCCUUCCGGUAUCCACAGCUACCGAUAGCAGCUACUACACCAACCAGCAGCACUCAGCGGGCGGCGGCGGCGGCGGAGGCUCGCCCUACUCGCACAUGGGUUCCUAUCAGUACCACACCAGCAGCCUCAACAACGUCCCUUAUUCCGCCAAAGGCGGAUACGACCUGGGCUAUACCGCUGCCUACACCUCCUACGCGCCCUACGGGACCAGUUCGUCCCCUGCCAACAACGAGCCUGAGAAGGAGGACCUCGAGCCUGAAAUCCGGAUAGUGAACGGGAAGCCAAAGAAAGUCCGGAAACCCCGCACUAUUUACUCCAGUUUCCAACUGGCGGCUCUUCAGCGGCGCUUCCAAAAGACUCAGUACCUGGCCCUGCCCGAGCGAGCCGAGCUGGCGGCGUCCCUGGGCCUUACCCAGACUCAGGUCAAAAUCUGGUUCCAGAACCGCCGGUCCAAAUUCAAGAAGAUGUGGAAGAGCGGCGAGAUCCCCUCGGAGCAGCACCCCGGAGCCAGCGCGUCGCCACCCUGUGCUUCACCGCCCGUCUCGGCGCCGGCCUCCUGGGACUUCGGCGCGCCGCCGCGGAUGGGGGGCGGGGGCGGCCCGGGCAGCGGCGGCAGCGGCGCGGGCAGCUCGGGCUCCAGCCCCAGCAGCGCGGCCUCGGUUUUCCUGGGUAACUACCCGUGGUACCACCAGGCCUCCGGCUCCGCGUCCCACCUGCAGGCCGCCGCGCCGCUGCUGCACCCGACGCAGACCCCGCAGCCGCAUCACCACCACCACCAUCACCACGGCGGCGGGGGCGCCCCGGUGAGCGCGGGGACUAUUUUCUAACCCCACGGAGCCUGCACCAGAAACUGAGAAAGCAGAGACCAUUUAGCCUCGGAGCUAGGCCCCCAGAGCCAGAG